Molecule: messenger RNA, 426 nt
Organism: Didymodactylos carnosus
Lineage: Eukaryota; Metazoa; Rotifera; Eurotatoria; Philodinida; Philodinidae
Source: the annotation of a GenBank genome assembly
AUGCAAACUCCACGAAAAAGUAUUAUCUUUCAGCUGAUAGUAUUAGUUGUUUGGUUAUGUGGAAUGAAUCAAGUUCAAUGUCAAAAUCAAAAAAUAGACUUUCCACAGUCAUGUAUUGCUAUAGUUACUGGUAAUUAUGCACCAUGCAUAGUGGAACUAGCUACGCAAAUCUGGAAGUUGCAUCAAUGGGGCGAAGACCAACCAAUAACAAUAUGUGGUAUUAAUUGUGUUGGUAAUGUGAAAGGUCGAUUUAGUGGAUUCGAGUGGAAAUGGGAUGGCAAAUUUCAAUGUGAGGCAAAAGCACCGGGUAUUAUUGGUCAGACAACAAAAGUCAGUCAACAAGGUGCGAUAGAAAAUGCCAUACAAGAUUUUUUAACUAAAGCAGUGGCAGCAGGCAAGAUUAAGCCCGAAGAUUUUAAAUGUUAA